Molecule: messenger RNA, 3426 nt
Organism: Colias croceus (clouded yellow)
Lineage: Eukaryota; Metazoa; Arthropoda; Insecta; Lepidoptera; Pieridae
Product: tudor domain-containing protein 5-like
Exons: 12
Coding region: 64-2433 (789 amino acids)
Source: RefSeq, a predicted model, not a curated record
AAAUUGUUUAGUAUAAUGACUACCUUCAAAAAACAUUUUUCUCGAAUAGGUAAGUAAGCAAAAAUGGACGAGGAACUUAAGAAGCUAAAGUCUAUUCUCCGCGCUCUUGUUGUUUCAAGCCCGGUAACAGUGAAUAUGACCUCUUUGCUGAAAGACUACCGGAAGAUGGUUGGCUCCCCACUGCCUUUGACCAAAUUUGGCUAUAGAGACCCCCUUCAGUUUUUACAAGAGCGAUGCAGCGAUUGUUUUAUAUUUCUAGGACCUCCCAAAAAUCCAGAAUUAAUGUUAAUAGUACCAGACUCGUUGAAACAUAUUGAUAAGUUUGUACAAAAGCAAAGGACAUCACCAUUUGUAAAAUUUAGGGGUAAGAGAAGAAGUGUGUUAGAAUCGAAAUUAAAGCCAAAUAAUGUAGAAACAAAGAAAGAAGAACAACAAAUGACUAAAAGCAGAUUAGUAGAAGAGGAAAGAAUGGAUCUGCCGGCAUUCCAAAGCAAUCAGAAUUCUUUACAUGAAGUGGAGUCCAGCAGAUCACAGGAUCAUCUUAGCUCUGGACGGCUGACAUCAUCUAGUGGUAGAAGUUUGAAGGAAGCGUUAGAAAAAUUAAAAGAAGAGCUGAAAACUCUUAUCUGUGAACAACCAGAGCCAGUUUGGUGUAGUGACUUGUUGGACAUGUAUAAGGAGCGUUACGGGCGCGAUCUGAACUUCUCGCGGUUCGGGUUCUGGAGCGUGGCGGGCCUGGUGUGCCAGCUGAGCGGCGUGCGCGCGGCGCAGGCGGGCUACGGCGACUGGCGCGCGUGGCCCGCCACCGCGCCCGCGCCGCGCCCCGUCCCGCUCCCGCCGCGCCGCCUGCCCUCGCCCGCCGCGCCGACAGACGACGCGCUGCCUGGUGUCCCUUACGAGCCGGACGUGUUCCCCGCGGACUGCAUGCAGCUGGGCGAGGCGCUGGGCGCGGCGCCGCUGGGCGACGUGCGCGCGGGCGACCUGCUGGAGGUGAUGCUGGGCGAGGUGUACUCCCCCUCGCACUUCUGGAUGAUGCGCCUGGGCGACGAGUUCGACAUCGCGCUCGACGCCGUCAUGGACGAGAUGACCAAGUACUACUCCCGCGGCGAAGGCGCAGGGCGGCGGCUGGCCGUGGGCGCCGUGCGCGAGGGGCACUGCGUCGCGUCCUGCUACGACGGCGACUGGCACCGCUCCGUCAUCGUGCGCAUCAUGGAUUGUGAUACUGUCAAGGUGCGGUACGUGGACUACGGCACGGUGGAGGCGUGCGCCGUGUCGGGGCUGCGGCCGCUGCUGCGGCGCUGGGCCGCUCUGCCCGCGCAGGCGCUGCGGGCCCGCCUGGCCGGCGUCGCGCCCGCGCACAGCCGCGUGUGGCCACUCCCCGCCGCCGCCGCCUUCCUCGCCGCCGUGCGCGAGCGCCGCCUCGUGGCGCACGUGCUCAGCGCGCCACAGGAGGACGGGAUCCUCGAAGUACUUCUAAUCGACACAUCAACGGAGGAGGACGUGUGCAUCCACUCGGAGCUGAUCCGCGCGGGCCACGCCGUGCUCUGCACCACGACCCCCUCCAAGUCGGAGAGUUACCUGUACCCGACGUUCCACGCGCUGGAGAACGGGCUCACGCCGAACUACGCCGGUAUCAACGCGUACAUCCGCGACGGCGUCAUGCUGGACUUCGUGGAGGAGUACCGGCGCCACGUGCCCGUCGCGCUGCCCUCCCCCUCCCCCUCGCCCUCCACCUCACCCCGCACCUCCCCGUGCCCCAACCCCUCGCCGCCCCCCUCGCCGCCCCCCUCGCCCCUCCCCUCCCCCUCCCCGCCCGCGUCCCCCCCGCACGUGCAGGCCGCCCCGCUGCUGCCCUCCAUGCCGGCGGCGCCGACCCCGCGCCUGCCGCGCUCCGCCAACCACCUCAACUGCAUUCCUCCACAAGUCAACAAGAGCGAAGCGUACACGAACCGGCAUAACAUGCGAACACGGGCGCACAGGCCACAGCGGACGUCGUUCCCGCCCGCGCCUCCGAUGCCGUUGCCGCCGGUGUUCGUGGGCCCGUUCCCGCUCAUGUACCCCGCGUUCCCCGCGCCCUUCCCCUACCCCUACCCGGCGCCGUUCCCGGGCCAGCGCGCGCCCUACCCGCCGCACAUGCCGCACGCGCCGCAGGUGCCGCCCACGCCGAGCGGGGCGGUGAGUAUCCCGGCGUCGGAGUGCGAGAUCUUCGCGACGCUGAGCCGCGUGGACCCGGCGGCGGCGCAGCGCUACAUGCUGGCCGUGAUCGGCCGCGCCAUGGCCGGCGCCGGCACCGGCACGACGGCGGGCGGCGUGCGGCCGCGCAGCUCCACGCUCAACCCGCACGCGGCGGAGUACCGCUCGGUGGCCGCGAGCCCGCUCAGCGGCGGCACGGGGCAGUGCGGCCGCCCGCCGCCCGGCUUCGAGAAGAAAUGACCUGUGCAGUGUGCGUAUAGUUGUAUACGAGUACGUUUGUACUUUACUUUUUGAUAAACUUUUUGCGUGUAGCAGGUAUCAGUUUUGCGCAUAUCUGGCCCUGUAUUAUUCUUUAAAAAAAUAAAUUUGAUCGAAUGUCGAAUUUCGAGACAUACCUAUAUGGCCAAAUAAAUAUAUGUUGCUGGAAUUAAUACGGGUGUGUCCUAAGGGUUUGUCGAUUUCUACGAUAAAGAUUGAGUGACAUAUUAAACAUUGAACUAACGCAAAUAAAUAUUAUUUCCGAUUCUUAUUAUUUUUUAUGACAUAAAAAAUAUCUCGAUUCGACCCGACUUCGAUGAGUAGGUACGAACGAUAUAGUACUGUUGUAAAAUUAUUUUCGUUAACGCAAUAAAUGAAAGCGACAGGCAGUUAGUGAUUUUUGUGAUUUAUAUUUGAAUUUUCUAUUUUAGUUUUAAGUGUUACAUUUAUUUUAUAUUUAGUCUUUAAGAAAACUGAAUUUGAUAUUUCUGUUUUUUCAUUUUUAUUUUUGUAGUUAUAACAUACUUUUAUAAUGGUACAUUUAUUAUAGUUUAUUGCAUUGCGAGUAUUACACUUACAGUAGUACUUGAAAAUUUGACUAAUUCAAAUAAAAUAUAUCUAUUUUUGUUUACAUAUUAUAUAUCUAUAUGUGUGACUUGACUUUUUCGCUCGGUUUCUUACGUAACCAAAUGUUGACUCCAAUAAUACAUUUAUAAUAAUAGGUCUCACCCACCGUGCUUUUAUUAUUAAGUUCCUCAUAUUCUAAUAAGUAAUAUCGUAGCUGUAGCGUUAUUUUGACCUGUUUUAAAUGCUUGCAAUACAUAAAAUGUUUGUAAAGUAAACGUUUACAGUAAGGAGUUAGUACAAUAAGGAAAAUAUGUUAAGACUCUGUGAUAUAAGCUGUCUUAGAAUGUUGUUACAACAAUAGCUAUUUGCUACAUCCAUACUUUAAAUAAUAAAAUGUGAAAAAUCUUA